GACCAGGCCAUGACAGGGCGCCCGCUCACAGGUCGGCACCCCUCGGCUCACAAACCCGCGAUGCCUUUUUUGUUUGUUUAUUUGCUUUUCCCCCCGGGCUCCUCGGCGAAGCAGAGUCGCCCUCAAGCUUGGGCCGCCUCCCUAAAAAUGGGGGUGGGGUGAGGAAUCACAGAAGCGGCAGUGCUGCGACUUCUUGAGCAGCCGUCGAGACCUCCCCCCCGCCCGCGCUCCGGUUUAAGGGCGCCGGACUCGAGGCCUUGCCGAGCCCUACCCCCAUCCCCACGCGGGGGCCCGGAGGCCUAAGGCCCCGCCCACGUGGCGAGCAGCCCGGAGCGCGGGACCCGACGGCCGCCAUACAAUGGAGACCACGGCAGGCCCCGCGCGCCCCCGCCGCCGCAUGCACCCCGCGCGCCGGGGGCGCCGGAAGAUUCCAGAACCGGCCUUCCCUGUGGGGGGAGGGGAGGAGAACUCGGGCCCUCGAGCUCGUCGGGCCCCGGAAGGCGCUGGGCGUGACAUGCGGGCCAAACUAGCGCCGAAGGGUCCGAAGCGGAGGAAGGGGAAACUGAGGCCCAAGGAAUUUGUGUGCUUUUCCUAAGUCACAAAGCUGAGUCCGACCCACGCUCUGGGACUCCCACUUUAUCGCUGGGAAGAAUCUUCCCGGUUCUUCUCAUUGUGUCCUCCAGUCUUCCUAGUAAGCACACAGCCCCAAGACCACUCUUGACGCCUUCAGCCGUGCUAUGCAUGCCAGAGGUCCCCCUGGCCCACUGUCCCCGGCGCUGCCUCUUGCCUCCUCUGUCCUGAUGCUGCUGCUGAGCUGCCUGUGGCUGGUGGGGGCUGGCCCCAGCCUUGCCCUGGCCCCAGAGCUGCUGCUGGACCCUUGGCAGGCACACCGUCUGCUGACCCACGUCCUGGGCCACACGGCCCUACCUGGCCUCCUCCUGAGCCUGCUGCUCCUGCCCACACUGGGCUGGUGGCAGGAGUGCCACCUGGGCACGCUGCGGUUCCUGCAUGCCUCUGCCCUGCUCGCCCUGGCUGCUGGGCUAAUGGGUGUGCUGCUGGCAGGCCUCGGGGUGCCCAGCGCAGCUGGUGGCUGUGGCUACAUGCCUGUCCACCUGGCCAUGCUGGCGGGGCAGGGUUACCACCCUAGACAGCCCCAGGGGGUACUGCCACCAUGGCUGCUGCCGUGGCUGCUGCUUGCUGUGACACCAGUGCUCAGCUCUGAGCCACCCUUCCUGCAGCUAUUGUGCGGCCUCCUUGCUGGCCUCGCCUAUGCAGCCGGGGCCUUCCGGUGGCUGGAGCUCUCUGAGCGGCGGCUGCAAGCACUGCAGGAGGGCAUCUUGUGCAGGGCCCUGGCAGAGUGCUGGCCGGUCAGACUCCUUCCUACCCCAGGCAGCCUGGCCGAGCUGCCGGUCACCCAUCCUACCGGAGUCAGGCCUCCUGCCCCCGGACCUCUUUACACAGCCUCCCCUAGCCUCUGGUCCCGCAGCGAAGGCUCAGCCCACCUCCCGCCAGGCCUAGGGCCUGUGCAGCUGACCUGGGAGGGCUCCUCUGAGGUGGGCCUGGCCUGGACCGGGCCCGUCUUCCCCCCAGGGACCCCGCUGUGGGCAGCCCUGGAUGAGCAGAUGCUGCAGGAGGGGAUCCAGGCCUCACUCCUUGAGGGGCCAGCCCAGUGUCCUGAGAGCCCACUACGGCUGCCUAAAUCCUCUGUCUCCUCUCUGCGGUUGCAGCAGCUGGAGCGCAUGGGCUUCCCCACAGAGCAGGCAGUGGUGGCACUGGCAGCCACGGGCCGAGUGGAGGGUGCCGUGUCCCUGCUGGUUGAGGGGGAGGUGGGCACUGAGGCCUUAGUGACUCAGGGGAGGGGCGGACCCGCCCACCCUGAGGGUCCUGGUCCCCCCUAGCACAUGCAGGCCCUUGGGUGACGAGGGGCUUGGCCUGUGGUUGGGGAGUCGGAGCCCCAGCCCUGUCUGCUGAGAGUCACAGUGUGGUGCAGGAGAGGCACCUCUGGCACCCCACCCUGGCACCGUUCAGAAUAAAAACUGCACUUUUUAACCUAGACCUCCUCGGGGGCA
Molecule: messenger RNA, 2069 nt
Organism: Neofelis nebulosa (Clouded leopard)
Lineage: Eukaryota; Metazoa; Chordata; Mammalia; Carnivora; Felidae
Gene: RHBDD3
Product: rhomboid domain containing 3
Exons: 8
Coding region: 738-1898 (386 amino acids)
Cellular component (GO): membrane
Molecular function (GO): serine-type endopeptidase activity; protein binding
Source: RefSeq, a predicted model, not a curated record